CCCCAACACCGACCGAGAUUUAUUUGGUUAAAGCAUCAGAGGGCAAUGGUCCUCAGUGGAGGGAUGGUCCUGGGACUCCACACCUUGAUGACCCUCCUGAGCCCCCAGGAAGCUGGGGCCAUCAAGGCUGACCACAUGGCGUCCUACGGACCAGCCUUCUACCAGUCCUAUGAUGCCUCGGGGCAGUUCACCCACGAGUUUGAUGGGGAACAGCUGUUCUCUGUGGAGCUGAAGAAGAGGGAGGCUGUGUGGCGUCUGCCCGAGUUUGGCGACUUCACCCACUUUGACCCUCAGGGUGGGCUGGCCAGCAUUGCAGUGAUCAGAGCUCAUCUGGACGUCCUGGUGGAACGCUCCAAUCGCACCAGAGCCGUCAACAUGCCUCCAAGGGUGACCGUACUCCCCAAGUCUCGAGUGGAGCUGGGCCAGCCCAAUGUCCUCAUCUGCAUCGUGGACAACAUCUUCCCCCCUGUGAUCAAUAUCACCUGGCUGCGCAAUGGUCAAACAGUCACCGAGGGGGCGUCCCAAACCAGCUUCUAUUCCCAGCCUGACCAUUUGUUCCGCAAGUUCCACUACCUGACCUUCGUGCCCUCAGCAGACGACUUCUACGACUGCCGGGUGGAACACUGGGGACUGGACGAGCCGCUCCUCAAGCACUGGGAGCCCCAGGUGCCUACUCAGCUGCCAGAUACUACAGAGACCCUGGUCUGUGCCGUGGGCCUGGCCACCGGCGUGGUGGGCUUCCUCGUGGGCACCGUCCUCAUCAUCACAGGCACAUGCUUGUUCAGUGCCCCUAGGCAAUGACCUUUCUGCGAGAAAUGGAUUGUGGGAGACGUCCUGCAGAUUCCUUGGAAGUUUCUGGCAGCUCUUGCAUGCUCAGUGCCACAGUCUACGAAUUAUGUCCCCGCUGUGCUGACUUUGAAUGGGAUCAACCUCUGUCCUAUAGCUCUCCUGCUUUUUGAUCCCCAUACUCAUGGCAGGACUUGUGGGGCACCACUAGCCACUCUUCCCACCCUCCACACACACACACACACACACA
This is a messenger RNA of Hipposideros armiger (great roundleaf bat), 1036 nucleotides long. Its product is annotated as HLA class II histocompatibility antigen, DO alpha chain. The coding region runs from base 46 to 801 and encodes 251 amino acids. Gene Ontology annotation, cellular component: MHC class II protein complex; membrane. Gene Ontology annotation, biological process: immune response; antigen processing and presentation. The record is from RefSeq and is a predicted model, not a curated record. NCBI's taxonomy places the organism in Eukaryota, Metazoa, Chordata, Mammalia, Chiroptera, Hipposideridae. The transcript is spliced from 5 exons.